AUGUUAGGCAAUUUUGCAUCAAUGCUCCUUCAACGAUUCCUAGGUAGAGGAUUAAUCGGGGACCUAAACCGUGCUAUUAGCAACCAAUCGAAAGCACUAGAUGCCGCGUCUCCAGAAGAUCCGGAAUACUUCAAGUUCUUGCUCGGACUUAAUUCAAUGCUUUUGCUAAAAUGCAAAGAGAAAUCAUCGACAGAAGAGGACCUAAACCGAGCGAUUGAGCUUUCAUUUAAAGCAAUGGCAGCGUCACCUCAUGAUCCUAUAGAUCGCAGCCUUUGUUUGAACAAUCUUGGGUCAUCGUUAAGCGACCGGUUUGAAAAAAGGGGAUCACUCAAGGACUUAGAUGAUGCGAUCAAAUUCACGACCGAGGCGGUUGGGCUUAUACCACUAGACAGACCUGAUUAUGCUCUUUACUCGAGCAACCUCGCACGCCUGCUUGGUCUACGGUUCGAUAGGACAGGAGUUAUGGAGGACAACUAUCGCGCAAUCAAGGCCGCAGUUAAUUCGGUACAAACUACGCCUCAGAUGCACGUUGAUCGUCCCAGGCGUUUAAGAGUCCUCAGACAACAGCUUAACGCACAGUUCAUACGAACCAGUUCAGUUGACGUACUGAAUCGUAUGAUUGGAAUUGCAACUGAAGUACUUGACCUCACACCUAGUAACCAUCCGGAUCGCGCCACUCGAUUAAGUGAUCUUGGAACCGACCUUCGUUCGCGGUUUAAGCAAACGGGGUUGAUGGAAGACUUGAACCGUGCGAUCGAAAUUUCAGCCGAAUCACUCAACGCCACACCACCAGGUCACCCUGAUCGAUAUAAAUACUUGAGCGAUAUGUCAUCCCAACUUCAUGCGCGGUUCGACCGUCUGGGUUCGAUAGGAGAUUUGGAUCGCGCUAUUGAAAUUGAAACUGAGGCAGUAGACACCAUGCCUCGAGACGAUCGAAACCGGUUUGUUGAUUUACAUAACCUCGGGUCUCUACUUAGCACUCGCUAUGAUUACACAGGUGCACUAGAAGAUCUGGAUCGAGCAAUCGAAUUAGCAAGCCAUGCAUGGCGGGCAACGCCGGAAAACGUACCAAAUUACUACAGAAUGUCGAACGACCUUGGAAUUUAUCUUUCUAGACGGUUCGAGCGGACAGGGUCAAUGGAAGAUAUAGACGAUGCAGUUAACGCGCUAAUGGCCACAACAAAUUCUAUGCCUCAAGAUCACUACGAAUACGCCUCGGUACUAAUUUUGCAACUAUACUUUCAACCCGGUUCGAGUCGAAAGGUUCGAUGGAGGAUUUAG
Daldinia childiae is the source of this 1281-nucleotide messenger RNA. RefSeq lists its product as uncharacterized. The transcript has a single exon. The record is from RefSeq and is a predicted model, not a curated record. Lineage: Eukaryota; Fungi; Ascomycota; Sordariomycetes; Xylariales; Hypoxylaceae. Gene Ontology annotation, molecular function: protein binding. Bases 1 to 1281 code for a protein of 426 amino acids.